Molecule: messenger RNA, 225 nt
Organism: Blepharisma stoltei
Lineage: Eukaryota; Ciliophora; Heterotrichea; Heterotrichida; Blepharismidae
Source: the annotation of a GenBank genome assembly
AUGUAUUUACUUGACAGAAUCCGGUCCUCUGAGUAUGAUCUUAAAAUCAUUGGAAAAUGCUUCAGCUGAGAAAAUCUUUUUGGACAAGAAAGCAAAGAAUACACCACCUUUUCUCUUGAGCUCAGCCCUAUAAAUUCAACUCUGGAAGAAUUAAUUCAGAAAAUGUUACUAUUUUGAAUGAGCUCAGAAAAAAAUUUGGAAAAAACUCAGCAGGAAAACCUCUAA